Psylliodes chrysocephalus is the source of this 4528-nucleotide messenger RNA. The record is from the annotation of a GenBank genome assembly. Lineage: Eukaryota; Metazoa; Arthropoda; Insecta; Coleoptera; Chrysomelidae.
CUAUGAUUGGACGAGCUUGCGCGAUUAAUGUUCAAUCACUUUUUUGAUUUUAUGAGUUGACUUUUGACUUUUUAGGAAUUAAUCUUGUAAAGUAUUUUUACUAUUUUUAUUUAAUAAUUAAAUCCUGUAACACAAAGACUGAGAAAAUGCCUGUAAGGAGAGCUCUACAUGCAGGAAGUUGGUACACUGAUUCAGGAGCUGAAUUAACCAGGCAGUUGGAUUAUUGGUUAAAUCAAGCUGAUUUGAGUCAUGGACCAGCCAGGGCAAUAAUUGCUCCGCAUGCUGGAUAUCAGUAUUGUGGUGCCUGUGGGGGCCAUGCUUACAGACAAAUAAGUCCAGUUGUUGUGGGCCGAAUUUUUAUUUUGGGACCUUCUCACCAUGUUCGCCUGUCUGGUUGUGCCUUGUCUAGCGCGCAAAAAUAUAAAACACCACUGUAUGAUCUUCACAUAGACUCGCAAAUCAAUGGUGAAUUAGAAAUGACUGGUCAGUUCGAGUGGAUGGAUUUAGAUACUGAUGAAAAUGAACACAGUAUUGAAAUGCAGCUACCCUAUAUAGCUAAAGUAAUGGAAAGUUACAAAAACCAAUUCACUAUUGUUCCUAUCCUUGUGGGGUCUCUCAGUCCAGAAAAAGAAGCAUGUUAUGGGAGGAUAUUGUCCAGUUAUUUAGCAGAUCCCAAAAAUCUCUUUGUUAUUUCUUCUGAUUUCUGCCAUUGGGGACACAGAUUUAGGUAUACCUAUUAUGACCGAUCCUAUGGUAAUAUCUAUCAGUCAAUUGAAGGAUUGGACAGAGUGGGAAUGAGUAUUAUUGAAAAUCUGAACCCAACCGAAUUUACAAAUUAUUUAAAAAAAUACGGAAAUACAAUUUGUGGAAGACAUCCUAUAGGAAUACUUUUACAGGCAAUACAAGAAUUACUCAGGAAUGACAGUAGUCAAAACGCUAGUCUAAAAUUUUUGAAAUAUGCCCAGUCUAGCCAGUGUCGCAAUAUGAACGAUUCUUCCGUAAGUUACGCUUCAGCAGCUUUAGUGAUAGAUUAGUACAAAUGUGGCCUUACAAUGACUAUUUUCAAAUUGCCAUCUUUAGGCUUAUUUCUCCUAGGUUCGGUAGUUUUUCUGAAUAAGUGCCAGUUACUUUUCAUUCAUUUAAACUACUUAUCUUUAUUUUUAUAUACAUAUUAUAUAUACUUAAAUAAUUUUUACCAACAGAUAAUUAUGCAGAUUUGAUUUGUUUGUUAUACAAUGGAAUUUUGAAAUAUGGAACUUUAAUAUUUCUUAAACAUGGUAAUAAUUUACAUUAUUUACAAUAAUUUCUUGUGAAAUUGUUGAGUGUUAUAUUUAUAUUGUUGGUUAUUGUAGAAUAUCAUCUAGGAAAUAGUAUUUUUUGAUAUCAAAUCAGACAGAUGGUUUUCUAUUUUUAGAAAAUGCUUAAUUGAUACAAAAACUACUCCAAUUGUUGGUUUUUUUUAGCAGAAUAUUUAAGAAAUAUGGCCUAUAUACCUACAUUAUUUGUUCCAUAUUUCAGAUUUCAUACAUGGUGACCGCUUUCACAUAAAAUCAAAACUCAUUCCCUUACAAUCAUUUUUAUUAUUUCAUAUGAAAUACAUAUAGGUAAGACAGAGUUUCGUACAGUGGUGACUCACGUUAACUUUACAGGUAGUUAUAAAUAAUCGAAUGAUAUUCGGAAUCUCUCCUUUGUAGUUAAAACGAUAUUGAAAAAUAAAAUAGAGAUCCAGAAAAAGUUGUGAAAAUGUGAUCUGAAGAAAAGGCGGUUCACCUUGUUCACAGAACAAAAUAUAGAAUAUACAAUUUUUUGGAUACAUCCUUUUUCAUCAAAUAUAUUUAUUAUUUUAUGGCUUUCUUUAUACUUAGAAACAUCCAUUUUAUUUUAGCUUUUACAGUUUUAUUUUUAUUUUAUCUCUAUUUUAAGAUGAAAGAGGAUGCAUCUUCUAUACAAUUUUUUUAUUUUUAUGUAUAUAUCUUAUUUUGGAAAUAUGUGUUUCUGUAAUUAUUUAAUUUUUCUGUAGAACAAAAUACAAAGAAAUAUUUUUACUUUUUAGUCUCUUACAAUGAGAUGUUCACUUGUAUAUUUUUACUACAGAUUUUGCUUAAAACAUCUCUUAUAAAAAUAUAAAUAAAAAGUGGUCUACAGUCUCCCUUAGAAACGUGCAAUGCUUAAGUUUGCACGUUAUUUUAAUUUUUUUAUAAAUCUGUUUUAAAUGCAUUUUUUUAACCUAUAAAAAAGUGGGAAAUUGUUUUAAGAAAACUAUUAUGUUAGAUAUAAAAUGAAUGCCCAUUUUUUAUUUUAAUCAAAUUGCUAAUGAUUAUGAUGAAACGUUUUAUUUUACUGAGUUUGCCUUUUGGUGUUUUUCAUAGUAAUAAUAGCAUUAGCUGGUACUAUUUGAAGACAAACUUCAAUAUAUUUUGUAUGUAUUACAAUACUAUUGAUAUUGAUCUAUGAAAUGCAAGCAUUUCAGAACAUGGUACAUAAAUAGGUUUUUCUAUUAUUAAUUAUGGAAUUAUACCUACUCAGACAAAAUUAGCUCCUGAAUGGUAUAUAAAGAUCCUCUGUUUAUGAAAACUUACUAUCGCGUGUUUCUUACAACAAUUUUACGAAAACUAGAAUUUAAAUAUGAACUGUGUUAAUUAUUUUGGGCAAUCGGGUAACAGAGCUGGAUCCAAAUAACUAAUAUUUUUUUAUACAACGCUAAUAGGGAGAUUAUUCAUCAAAUUCUAUAGCAAACGCAUUUUUUCUUAUUUUUCCUUAUUUAAAUUCUAGUUUUCCUAAAAUUGCUGAUAGAAUUCAAAAAAUAUUAUUUUUGUAAAACUCUCUCUAACAGUUUAUUAAUAUUCUGGACCUCUGUUUAAAAUAUAUUGUGGCCUGCGUUACAGAAAAAUUACUGUAAAUUUUUCAUCAAUAAUAUUUUACAUUAGAGACGAUUUAUCAUUAUUUUUUAUAAAUUCAGGAGCUAGUACAUUAUUUUAAUCACACAACAAAUAUGUUUUUAGAGAGACUUAAGGUGCGCUAGUAGAUUGUAAGAAUUUUUAAUGUGAAAAAUAAAAAAACUAAGUUUCAAAAUUUGUCAAUAGUUUUAUGUACAAUCUUUUAAUAUUACAUUUAUUAUGUGAUACUUUUCAGAUUAUGCUUAAAACAUUGAACCUUUCGAAAAUGUAGGAUAGAGUCUAAAAAGUUUACUAUGUGACAACACACUUAAUAGUUUCAAAAUAUAUUUUAAUCCAAAGGCAAUUGCUCCGGCGGUGAGACAAUAAAAAUGUACUAAAUAUACUAUUAUUUUAUAACGGACUAAACUAUAGAAAUUAACGGUUUUUUUUUAAAUAUCUAAGUAGCGUCAUUGGGCAGUGUUUCCAUGUUUGCCGGAGCAAUUAUACUCAUCAGGGUGCAACAUAAUUGAGUGUAAUUAUUUGAAGGCCGAAACAGACCAAAAAUUCCUAACCAAAUUUUGCAUAUCUUUCAUAAACCGUUUACUUUUUUAAAUAGAGUCUUUAUAUUUGAAUAUUUUGUUCAUAUUAAUCAGUACUUUCACCUUGCACUGAAUUAUGUUAAGUCCUGCAUAUGGGUUGUGUAUUUUAUUUUAAAUGUUGAUGAAAAUUUUUUGAAUGCAUUAGGAACUUAAGUUAUUAAUUUAGAUGAUAAUUAUAAUAUACUUAAUAAUAUUAUUUAUCUCAUAUAAUUAAUCAAUACUUUGUUAAUAAGUGACGCAUUUAUGUUCUUAAAAACUCAGCCUAUUUAGUGAAGAUAAUUGGUUAUUUGUGUCAGUUACAUACUAGUUAGAAAAGUAUGUUUCACUAAUGUAUAGAUACUACUAAACUGCCAUUGUGGAAGCAUCAGUGGUUUUAUUACCAGUAAUAUUAAGAAUUAAAAUUUCAGUUUUUAAUACUCCAUGUUAAAAUUACUAGAAGAGAUCCGAUAUUAAUAAAUUAAUUGUCAAGGGUAUAAUCAUCAAUAACUUUAUUAUGUAUAUUUUCUUUAACACAUCCGGAGAUCCACAUCAACAGCUCGUUCUACAGUAUUCUAUGACAGUUUAUAAACAGUAAUUGAAAAUCACACUGAACUAGUUGAUUUUAGAUUUUGGAACUAGUUCUUUUGGUUUAUUGGAUGAACUAGUUCGUUCUCUAGUUUAAUAGUGCUAAAAUUUCCAAUAAAAAGUGGCUAGGAUAAAAAUGAAUACAGAAAUAUCCAAUAUCUGUUUAACGAUUAUAUUCACUAAAUUCUCAAAACACAGCCUUAAGCACUCAUCUUACUCGCGCUUUAGACUUUAAGUAAAUUGAUUUAUUGUUAUUUUUUUAACCCAUUAUUGACAGCUGUUUUUUAUACUUCAUCAUACCUGUUUACUUAUGGUACGUUACUUAGUUUGUAGUUUUGAUGGAUUAUUGUGAAAAAUAUCAGGACAUUUCUAUUAUAAUAGGCCUACAUCUUUGUAGACCAAAGACUGUAAAUUUGUAAUAUACGAGAUUUAUACGCCUUUGAAACAAAUGUUUUUUUAUUCCAUAGCAAUAAAGGUAUUUAAUAAUUA